Messenger RNA from Panicum virgatum (switchgrass), 1307 nucleotides. RefSeq lists its product as uncharacterized. The coding region runs from base 151 to 939 and encodes 262 amino acids. The transcript is spliced from 5 exons. The record is from RefSeq and is a predicted model, not a curated record. Lineage: Eukaryota; Viridiplantae; Streptophyta; Magnoliopsida; Poales; Poaceae.
UCAUCCCAUCUCCUCCUCCUGCAAUCGAUUUCAAAUCGCCUCUUCUUGAGGGUGACUUCUUUCCCGAACAAAAGAGAUCCCUCCCGUCCGUCCGUCCAUCCAUCCUUCCUCUCUCUAGCGGUCUAGGGGCUAGGGCAGAUCACCGGAGCGAUGGGAUCCACUGCUCCACCUCCGCCGCCGCAGAUGGAGGGUAGGGUUGCGCCGCUCCCCGCCGGCGCCGAGGAGUACGUGCGCGACUCCAUCCACAGCUCCCUGGGCCUCCCCGUCUCCGACCGCUCCCUCCGCCUCAAGCUCCUCGCCUCCGAGGAACAGCGCCACCGCCUCCAGGACCACAUCUUCUCGCUCGAGGAGGACCUCCGCGCAGCCCAGCGCCGCAUCGACCUGCUCAAGGCCGAGGCCGCCAUGAACGCCGCCGGCCUCCGCCGCUGCGUCGAGGACAAGGAGGCCCUGGCCACCGCAUACGCCCAACUCAACGCCAAGUGCGCCAAGGAGUGCGACCUCUACGAGCGGGAUCUCGAGCGCGCCAUGGACUCCUGCGACGAACUCGCCCGGGAGAACAACGACCUGCGCGCACGCCUCCACCAAAACGCAAAUUCGGAGGCAUUGACGGCUAGAGUGCAAGAACUAGAGACUGAUAAGGAGACUCUGAAGACAAAUCUUGCUACAGCAGAGGCAGAGGUGGUCACGCUGAGUGAGGAUAACAGGGUUCUUGAUGAAGAGAACAAAAGGCUGCUUGGUUUGCUGGAGAAAGAGCGACAACGCCGGUCUGAAAGAAAGAAAUCGGCCAGCACAUCCACCAAGAAUAAGCGCAAGUCCUCUAGCUUGAGGGAUGGCUGCCCAGCUGGUCGGGCUCUUGACUUCAGUGGUGCGGAUUCAUCAAGGCAUCCACUGUCGCCGCUGCUCCACAACUCUCCAGACUACAGGGCGCACAAGAAAUGAAGCAACGCGAGUGUUGCAGCAUGCUGCUUGCUGAUGAUCUGGUCCCCCACUAACUUGGGAUUAAAUUUUCUUUGUUUCAUGUGUGGGUUAGAUGUACUAGUGUGUUCUAGGCCAGGACAAACUUGUGGUGCUUGGCUCCCAUUCCACUGGCUCGAUAGAGAUUGCUGUUCUGUUUGUGAUGGAGGAAAUGAAAGGACCAUAGUUGGUUAGUUGAUGCCUUGACGUACGAUAGCUGGGAAGCUUAUCUAUCUAGCCCUGCUCUGCUCCUCUGUGUUUCUUUUUUUCUUGUAAGAAAAAGAAAAUUCUGGUGGCUGGCAGUAUAUGUGGUAUUAUGUAUGGUAUAAUAAUCAUGAUACUUGACGGGCAAA